This is a messenger RNA of Protobothrops mucrosquamatus (brown spotted pit viper), 2014 nucleotides long. RefSeq names its product proteasome 26S subunit, ATPase 4 (gene PSMC4). The record is from RefSeq and is a predicted model, not a curated record. The transcript is spliced from 11 exons. The coding region runs from base 28 to 1284 and encodes 418 amino acids. Gene Ontology annotation, biological process: proteasome-mediated ubiquitin-dependent protein catabolic process. Lineage: Eukaryota; Metazoa; Chordata; Lepidosauria; Squamata; Viperidae. Gene Ontology annotation, cellular component: proteasome regulatory particle, base subcomplex. Gene Ontology annotation, molecular function: ATP hydrolysis activity; proteasome-activating activity; ATP binding.
GCUGGUUUCCGGUCGAGCGGAUUGAAAAUGGAGGAGAUCGGGAUCUUGGUGGAGAAAACUCAGGAUGAGCUUCCUGCUCUCUCUAUUUCCAGACCUCAGACUGGCCUCUCCUUCCUAGUUCCUGAAGCUGAGGAUGUUGAGGAUCUAUAUAGCCGAUACAAAAAACUCCAGCAGGAGCUGGAAUUCCUGGAGGUCCAGGAAGAAUACAUCAAGGACGAGCAGAAAAAUCUUAAGAAGGAAUUUCUGCAUGCUCAGGAAGAGGUGAAACGUAUCCAGAGCAUCCCACUGGUCAUUGGCCAGUUCCUGGAGGCAGUGGAUCAGAACACAGCCAUUGUUGGUUCUACCACAGGCUCCAAUUACUACGUCCGAAUCUUGAGCACCAUUGACCGUGAACUGCUGAAGCCCAAUGCUUCUGUGGCCCUGCACAAACACAGCAAUGCGUUGGUGGAUGUGUUGCCUCCUGAGGCUGAUAGCAGUAUUAUGAUGCUGACUUCAGAUCAGAAACCGGAUGUGAUGUACGCUGACAUUGGUGGGAUGGAUAUUCAGAAGCAAGAAGUCCGAGAGGCCGUGGAGCUGCCCCUCACUCACUUUGAACUUUAUAAACAGAUUGGAAUAGAUCCUCCUCGGGGUGUGUUAAUGUAUGGGCCCCCUGGCUGUGGAAAGACUAUGCUGGCCAAAGCUGUGGCCCAUCACACCACAGCUGCUUUCAUUCGGGUGGUGGGGUCUGAAUUCGUGCAGAAGUACCUGGGUGAGGGGCCACGCAUGGUCCGGGAUGUUUUCCGACUGGCCAAAGAGAAUGCCCCGGCCAUCAUCUUCAUCGAUGAAAUUGAUGCCAUUGCCACCAAACGCUUUGAUGCCCAGACUGGAGCGGACAGGGAGGUUCAACGGAUUCUCUUGGAGCUCCUCAAUCAGAUGGAUGGCUUUGACCAGAAUGUUAAUGUCAAGGUGAUAAUGGCUACAAACCGAGCAGACACCCUGGAUCCUGCUUUGCUCCGACCGGGCCGUCUAGAUCGUAAAAUCGAGUUUCCUCUUCCAGAUAGACGCCAAAAACGAUUAAUCUUCUCUACCAUCACCAGCAAGAUGAAUCUCUCUGAGGAGGUGGAUCUGGAAGAUUAUGUGGCAAGGCCGGAUAAGAUCUCGGGAGCUGACAUCAACUCCAUUUGCCAGGAGGCUGGGAUGCUGGCAGUACGGGAGAACCGUUACAUUGUCCUCGCCAAGGACUUUGAAAAAGCCUACAAAACAGUCAUCAAAAAAGAUGAACAGGAACAUGAGUUCUACAAAUAAAGAUAGGAACAGCAGGACCAAAGCUUGGUUUGGUCAUCUCAGUCCUUGGGUUGGAAGGAGGGGCUGUGUUUUUUAUGUGUUCCUGGUAGGCAACAUUUAUCCUGUGAUUUUUUUUUUUUAAACUAUCCAGAAAUGCCACUGUUCCCUUCAGCGGUGGAAAUUGGAGAUGAGUUUGUCUUUAUCUCAUCCCCUCCAUUCCCAUAUGUUCUUGAUCUGCCUAUAUUGUUUUUAUUCUCAGGCCCCAUAGGGAGUAAGGUUUGAAUUGGAUUAACAUUUGCUCCCUUGGAAGAAGGGAGUAUGGGCAGGAAUAGACCUGUCAGCUAUUGUUACACCACAGUUCCAUCGUAUUUGAAAUUUUGUCACAUGGUUGGGGCUUGUGGUUGAUAGUUGAAAGCAAUAGUUGGCCUGUAGAGUGCGUGGGUUCAUAUUGCAUGCUUGGUUCACAUGUUAAAUAUUAGAUCAAAAUCAGUCAAACCUUUUUCUAGCAUUGUGUAAUGCUCAUCUGCAGUUUUCGCAGCUUUUAUAAAUUGGGUUCCACAUUACACUAAGCUAGGUUUUAUUAAACAUGAUUUGAAGAAAUCUCAAUUUAGACCCAUGAAUCCCCACCAAGCCACAUUAUGACUUAAUAAUAUGCUGUAUGAUCUUGAUUAUCAAAGCAUUGAUGACUUGUUAGCAAAUACAGUAAAUGAAGUUUAUUCUUAUGGUCCAGAAAAUAAAAGACUUUUGUGAU